Molecule: messenger RNA, 1370 nt
Organism: Hordeum vulgare subsp. vulgare (domesticated barley)
Lineage: Eukaryota; Viridiplantae; Streptophyta; Magnoliopsida; Poales; Poaceae
Product: peroxidase 70-like
Exons: 3
Coding region: 161-1129 (322 amino acids)
Biological process (GO): hydrogen peroxide catabolic process; response to oxidative stress
Molecular function (GO): heme binding; peroxidase activity
Source: RefSeq, a predicted model, not a curated record
GGAAUUCUGCAUGUAUCUCAUCUCAUGCAACCGAAAGAAGAGCAGUGUUAUAAAUAGGUGGCUCGUGGUCGCCACAGUUAAGCAAAGCCACUAAGCUAGUAAUCCUUGCAGUGAAAGAACACAGCAAGCUUACAUACGUAGCUAGAUAAAUUUGUGAGCCAUGGCUUCCAGCUCCAGCUGUAGGGCCUGGCAUUGCUUGCUUGCUCUCUUCCUCCUCACCUCCGCCGCGUAUGGGCAAUUGUCGCCGUCGUUCUACGCUAAGAGCUGCCCGACGCUGCCGCUCAUCGUGCGCGCCACCAUGAUCAAGGCGCUCCUUGCCGAGCGCCGAAUGGGCGCCUCCCUACUCAGGCUCCACUUCCACGACUGCUUUGUCCAAGGCUGUGACGGGUCCAUUCUCUUGGAUGAUGUGGGUAGCUUCGUGGGCGAGAAGACCGCCUUUCCGAACGUGGAUUCAGUGCGGGGCUACGAGGUGAUCGACGAGAUCAAGAAGAACGUGGAGCUGCUCUGCCCUGGCAUCGUCUCCUGCGCCGACAUCGCCGCCCUCGCAGCAAGGGACGGCACUUUCCUCCUAGGCGGGCCCAGCUGGUCGGUGCCGCUCGGCCGGCGGGACUCAACGACGGCCAGCCUGAAUGAGGCGAACACCGACCUCCCGCCGCCCAGCUUAGACCUGAACGGGCUCAUCGCGGCGUUCGACAAGAAGCAGCUGAACCCGCGCGACCUCACGGCGUUAUCCGGUGCGCACACCAUCGGCUUCUCGCAGUGCCUCAACUUCCGCGACCACAUCUACAACGGCACCAACAUCGACCCGGCGUUCGCCACGCUGCGCAAGCGCAACUGCCCCGCCCAGGCCCCCAACGGCGACAAGAACCUGGCGCCGUUCGACGUGCAGACGCAGCUCCUCUUCGACAACGCCUACUACCGCAACCUGGUAGCCAAGCGCGGCCUGCUCAACUCCGACCAGGUGCUCUUCAACGGCGGCUCCCAGGACGCGCUGGUUCGCCAGUACGUCGCUAACCCGGCGCUCUUCGCCUCUGACUUUGUGACGGCGAUGAUCAAGAUGGGGAACAUCAAGCCGCUCACCGGAACCGCCGGCCAGAUUAGGCGCAACUGCAGGGUCGUCAACAGCUGAUCCGUCCGUCGUCUCAUCAAUAUACGUGUUACAUGUAUAUAUAGUCGUAAAAUCUAAAAUAUGUACGUAAAGUUUGGUUGGCUACGUACCAACCAGGUAGCAUGCAUGUCAGAAUAAGAGCCGUUUGGUUCAGAUAAUGCAUAGGUAAGUAGCCCUCAAGCUCCAGGGUUGUAAGAUAGUUGCUUCACCCAACUAUUUAUGACGCAGUCCGGUAAUGAUUUUUCAGCAAACUGAAACCAAA